Messenger RNA from Hippoglossus stenolepis (Pacific halibut), 9043 nucleotides. It is a transcript of the gene usp43a, whose product is annotated as ubiquitin specific peptidase 43a. The record is from RefSeq and is a predicted model, not a curated record. Gene Ontology annotation, molecular function: cysteine-type deubiquitinase activity. Bases 306 to 4022 code for a protein of 1238 amino acids. NCBI's taxonomy places the organism in Eukaryota, Metazoa, Chordata, Actinopteri, Pleuronectiformes, Pleuronectidae. Gene Ontology annotation, biological process: protein deubiquitination. The transcript has 16 exons.
UCCAUCGAUGAGGAAGUGCGAGUGAACCUGCGGCGUGAGGAGGGAGGGAGGCAGCUGGUCUCCGUAGUUCCUGCAGGGAGCGUCACCGAUCACUACCACAACCUGGACAAAACAACCGGGACGUCAGGAGCAUGAAGCCGGAGAUCAUGUGCCUUACUGGCGCCGCACUGGUGCCCAAACAGCGGUGAAGGUUUGAGGAGAGGAGUCAAGAGGAGGAGGAGGAGGAGGGGGGCAGACAGCCUCGCAGACAGGUGCGUCUCCUCAGCCGGUUUCGUUUCCUCUCGGUCCCAGAGCCUGAAGGAGCCAUGGAUCCCCGCAAGGAGAACAAGGGAAGGAAACAGCCCAUGAAAGCCAAGUCCACGACGCGGAAAGAGAAGAAAUACAAGACCGGGAGGUUCAUCCGGAGGAAAUCGCUGCGAUCUUUUGGAAAUUUCAUGGGAAGGAUCCUUAAAACUUUGGGCACUUUGGCGCACUUCGGCAACGCGGAACCAGCGGACGGGGAGGACGACGACGGCGGCUUCGGGCAGAGCUCCUCGGCGGGCUUCAAAGACGACUGCCCGCAGGUCUCCAGGGAUUCGGCCCCCGCCAAGAAGAGCUCCGCGGCGGCAGCGGCGGCGGCGGCGGCGGGAGCCUGCUCCGCUCACGGCUCGGUGAAGGAGAGGCUGUCGUCGUGCUACGGAGACAAGACCCCCGGGGUGCUGGGGCUGAAGAACCACGGCAACACCUGCUUCAUGAACGCCGUGGUCCAGUGCCUGAGCAACACGGACCUGCUGGCCGAGUACCUGGGGCUGGAGCAGUACAGGUCGGACAUGUGCCACGGGAAGGUGAACGGGGAGGCGCCGGGAGAGGAGCCCCAGGGCGCCCGGGGAGAGGUGACCGAGCAGCUGGCGUCGCUGGUUCGAGCGCUGUGGACGCUGGAGUACACGCCGCAGCUGUCCGUGGAGUUCAAGAGCAUAGUGGCCAAAUACGGCUCUCAGUUUCGUGGAAACUCUCAGCACGACGCCCUGGAGUUCCUCCUCUGGCUUUUGGACAGUGUUCACGAAGAUGCCAGUUCCGGCCUCAACAACAACAACAGCAGCAGCAACAGCAACAGCAGCAGCAGCAAGGCCAAGGGACCCAGUCCAGUGGAGGAUUCUUCCAGUCCCAGUUCAGCCAGCACACAGCAGCCUCGGGGUCGACACAGUUUUGUCCAGGAACACUUCCAGGCUCAGUACAGGUCUUCUCUGACGUGCCCUCAUUGCCUUAAGCAGAGCAACACCUUCGACCCGUUUUUAUGUAUCUCCCUGCCGAUCCCCCUACGACAAACCAGACCGAUGUGUGUGACGCUGGUGUUCAGUACGAAGGGUCAGAGGUAUCUGCGGGUGGGGCUGGCUAUACCUCUCCUUGGUACCCUGUCCUGCCUGAGAGCCAUGGUGGCAGAGGAGGGUAAAAUCUCGCCAGACCAGGUCAUCCUGUCAGAGUUGUACUCCACCGGUUUCCAGCGCUCCUUCUCAGAUGACGACGACCUGACGACAAUCGCAGACAGCGACGUGGUCUACGCCUUCCAGGCUCCUCCCCUCUCCAGUCGUGGAGGCUCUGCACCGCACUCAGGGUAUCACCACAGCCUCCCCUCCUCUCCCUACUCCUCCUCGGCUGGACCUGAUGGCCAGAGGUUACCAUCGUCUGGAACCCUCUCCUCCGAGUACCUGAACCAGGGCGGCUCCACGAAGCUCCUCCUCGUCAUCUGUAACACAGCGGGCUCCGGCCAGCAAGCUGUCAGGUUCGGACCUCCAUUUCUCAUGCGCGAGGACAGGAGCAUCUCCUGGGACCAGCUGCAGCAGAGCAUCCUCAGCAAGCUCUAUUAUCUGAUGCUGAAUGGAUCUCAGGCUCAGAAGGUGGGGGUGCUGUUCAAGAUCCGAGUGGUGGGAGGAUUGACAUCCUGCAGCUACCUGUCGCCACAGGACAGCAGGCCCCUCUACAACCCUGCUGUUGACAGAGCUCUGAAGAUGUGUGGCACCGGGGGGCCUCCUCACGUGAAGCUCGUCAUAGAGUGGGAGCACAAGAAUAAAGAAUGUCUGUUUGGCACCAUCCAGGAGGAGGUGGUGAAGGAUGCAGAGAGUGUGAGGAACCAGCAGCAGCAACACCUGCAGCAGCACAGCUGUACCUUAGACGAGUGCAUCCAGCUGUACACCAAAGAAGAGCAGCUUGCCCCUGACGACGCCUGGAAGUGUCCCCACUGUAAAAAGUUUCAGCAGGGCAUGGUGAAGAUGAGCCUGUGGACUCUCCCUGACAUCCUGAUCCUCCACCUCAAGCGUUUCCGACAGGUGGGUGAGCGCAGGAAUAAGCUGUCGACCUUGGUGCGUUUCCCCCUGACGGGACUGGACAUGGCCCCCCACAUAGUGAAGAGGAGUCAGAGUAUGCGGAACCUGGGGCCGUGGCCCCCAGCCUGGAAGCAGCCGUCAGGACAACACCCCGACAUGACCCUCCCACAGGACUAUCAGUACGACCUCUACGCUGUGUGUAACCAUCACGGAGGAAUGCAUGGAGGACAUUAUACAGCUUACUGUAGAAAUUCAGUGGAUGCCCAGUGGUACAGCUAUGAUGACAGCAGCGUCGACCUGGUGCCAGAGGAGGAAGUAUGUACCAGAGGAGCUUACAUCCUCUUUUACCAGAGACGCAACAACAUUCCUCAGUGGUCGGCCAGCAGCUCAAUCAGAGGCUCCACAAGCUCAUCAAUGUCAGACCAUUGGCUCGUCCGCCUCACAGUGGACAGUAAGAGAGGCAGUCUGGUGUCUCGAUCGUCCACCACCUGCCCGUCUUCAAAUCCCGACUCUCCAGAGUCUCCCGUCUUCCUCGACGAUGGUUGUAAAGAGGAAAAGGGAGGUUUUGAGAGCAGGCCAUUUGUCAGGGGACUUGAGGGGCGCAGCAAGAGCAUGAGAACCCCCAGCAAGACUAAGGACACUCUGAGCAAAGUACUUCCCCUUCGCUGGUCCUUUGGUUCCAAGGACAGACGAAAACCUGACCCGGUGUCUCCGCCGGAUCAAGCUCCUGCCCCUGUGGAGCUAGUGCAGUACUUGGAAUCUGGCCGGCGUCCCCGCUGCACAAAGGACCCAAUAGUAACACUGAUGAGCGAACCGCGCAGCACAAAGGAAGCUGCUGUGGCCCCCGCUGUAGCCAAUGUCAAAUCGUCCAAUGCUGGGAGUAUGAGUUGUGUGGAUAAAGCAAGAGAUGAGCAGCAGCUAGAGUCUCCACAGGUCCCAGAGGGCCAGAGGAGGCCAUCGGACAAGACGACCAGCCUGAGACGCAGCAAGGGGAGCAAGACAAGAGAUGAGGGCACCUUGAAUAUCAGCAGUAGCUCUAGCAGUAACACCCUCACCAGAAGGAAGGAUUCCAGGAAGCAGAGCUCCGCCAAAGCUUCCCAGGAUACGGAGACAACAAGGCAUUUCAGUGCUGGAGUUCAGCCCAGCUACAGCACACCCAGCCUUCAUGAUGGGACCCUGAGAAGACCAAGGGGAGACAGGGCUGAACAUCCAGGUGCAUUUGAAGAAAACUCUAAGACCAAAAGAGGAGAAGUGCCCAAGAGUCAGGAGGGACUGUUCUCCUUCUUAAAAGGCAACUUCUUGAAGAAGGAUAAGGACCAGAGGAAGUCCAAGGAGGGUGAGUCAGGGAGAAGAGGAGGUGAGGAAGGAGGCCGAAGGACGCUGUCAAGGCUGCCACUGUCUAACGGAGCAGCGGGAGGCAGGAGUGCUGCAGAAAGAGAAAAGUCUAAUGGCUCAGGCCAUCUGGGCGAUGAGCUGGUAAAUGGAAAAGUUGGACGUACGACGGUUGACAUCAAACGCUCCCAAAGUCAGUCCAACAUCCCCACCAAGGCGGAGCAGAGCAUGCACAGGACAGCAUCUUUGCAUCGCAAUGGCAUGUCCACAGCCCCGGCACCGUCACGCAGCCUGACAACGGACAAACCAUCUUACGGCACCCUGCAGAGGACUCGUUACAGCACAACCUCACUGGGGCGCAAAAAGACAGUCCCCGAGUCGAGCUUCUGACAGAGCUAGUUAACACACAAACACACACGGAGCCUUGUCCCUGAUAUAGAGUGAACGACGUCCAGUCUCUGAGAUCAAAGCAAUAGAGCUAAAUUCACAGCGAUAUCCUUUUUGUUCCCAGAAAACAAAGAAGCAGAGACAGAGCAGAUGAAGAGUUUGAAUUCUGGGAUAUAAAGAACAGAAUGAAAUGAUGUGACGUGUCCAUCACUUGUCAGAGGAAGUCCAUCUCUUGUCUGUUUUUUAUCACUUGAAACAAGUGCCUGAGAAACUUAUAUGCAGUUUAGACCAAUGAGUUUGUCUUUUUAGCACUGGAAGUACAGAAGCCCUUACACACACACACACACACACACACACACACACACACACACACACACACACACACACACACAAUGAAAAAAGCACAAAGUCCACAGUAUAAUGAGCUAGGAGCUAUGAGGGUAGGAGUGGUAUUCUGGAGAAGCACUGAUCUGGAACUCUUUAUUAUUAAUUGGCCAAGAAAAUGAAAGUCUACCAGAACCAGUAGGGCUUUGUGGCUAACCUCUCUACCACUCUCAAAUUUGGGAUUUUAAUAUUAAUGCAAUAUUGACCCUUAGAGGAUUGUUUGAGAUAAUACCAGUGAACUUUAUUGAAUGCAUUCCAUUGUUUCCUUUUAAUCUCCACUCUUUUAUUUAUUUUUCUCAGUUAAUGGUUUUUCUGUGCUAUCCGGACUCAAUCUCGUGUGAUAAACUGUUCAAUCUGUGGGUAUAUGAAGGUGUCGGGAGUGCUGACAUUUUCUCCUGGCUCAAAAUGCACAAUGUGGCUGUGUCCUAGUUUGUCGUCAGACAGCUGUCGAAAGCUAGAAAACUUGAUGGUGAGGAAUUUAACGCUCAACCUCACAAAUACUCACAUUUAUGCAGUCAAGGUUCAGCGUAGGAGUGCUGGUAAUAGUGCAGCCUGACACUGACAGCAUAUGGGCAGUUAGAGAGAGAACUGGAGAUGUGGGUGCAAAAAAGCUAUGUUUUUCCAUGUGCUUUGUUUUUUUUAUCCUUUAUAUUUUCCUUGCCUGAACAGUCUAAACCACAGAAGACCUAAAUGGAAACAAAUCAAACAAAGAAAUAAAGUAAGAGCAAAAUACAUUUUUAUAUAUUUUCCUUUUUCUGUUCGUUUACUGUGAGCUAACUUUAAUUAGCUAACUUACUGAUAAUCGUGCCUAGACGACCCUGCUAAUUGUGCGUUUGUCAUCUUCUUGCAGCACAUUGUAAAUGUAGCUAAAGGUUCCGUCAACAUCAGUGUCCCUACAGCUACUGGCCCACAGGGAACUUUUAUUUUGAAAGACUGUCUGCCAUCUGCUAAUGCCCCAUGUUCCAACCCAUAGACUGUAUAUAAAGAUGGACGGCAUGACUCCCAAAAGUGAAGCCGAAGCGUCCUGAUGGCCCUCUGGUGGUUGGCUGCAGUAUAGUUCAUUAACUCCGCCUCCUCCUUGUUAGUUGAUGGGUCAUGGACCAAACUUAAAAGUCAAAGUUCACGUCAAUUGAAUUGUUCUCAAAGAUGGUUUCAUUUACGGUACUUCUUAUCACACUGAUGUACGUCGAAAUGUUAAUUGUUCAGGUAAAUUUUGUUUUACUUAAUUAUUUGAUUCUAUAAAAACGGGCUGAAACGUCAUGAUUGACAGCUGAGACUGACUCUUGAUUGGCUGAACACCUGUAUCGGUGGGACGUCGCUACCGCCAGACUGGCUCCAAAUGAGCAAGAGGAUAUUUUGGCUUAACUUCUGGAUAGUGGGAGGAAAUGUGUCAUCCAUCUCUAAAUACAGUCUUUGAUCCAACCCAAUGCCUUGCCAUUUAAAAAAUAUCACUUUAUAUUUGGUAUGUUUAUGUUGCCCUCUGCUGGACGACACGGAAAUGUAUUACACUCACGCUGCUCACAUCUUUGGUUAAUUUGGUUGUUACAGGAGGGGAAAAUCUAAAUAUACUAAAUAAAAAUGUUUUUUGAGUCCUUUAAUGUAGGCCUUUUAAAUAUCACGUACAAAUCGGAGAAGUGAAUGUGGCAUUAUGAAGGUUGCGCUUUGCACUUUGUCUUUUCACAUAAUCAAAUAUAGUGUUUAUGUCCAAUGGUGCGUUUAACACUCCUACUACAGACUUUUUGUUAAACUGAUCUCAGUGUGAUUAUUUUGGCUCAAUUUUUCUUGCUGCAUUUUCCCCCCCAACAUCAACUUGCUUCAUAAUCAAACAGUUACUAGAUCCCUUGUAAGAAACACAGGGCAGAAUGAAACUUUUACUUUUAGCCACUUUGCAGCUUCUGCCAGUAUCACUGGGAGUGAAGGACGUCCCUUGAGCUCACUCACAUAACUGCUGGAGUAGAGCGGAGCGUUAAGUUAGUUUUCCCAGCCCAGAUGUCCCCGGCCACUCCAUUCAUGCAAAUGGAUCGUUCUAUAACAGAAUAACAGGCGAACAUGAUGUCCUCACUCACUGCUGUUGGGACAUUUGGAUUUUGUGUGUCAAAUUUCCAAUGAUGACCUCUUAGACUUUGUAUUUGGAGAUUUAAUUUGCCCUUUACACACACAUGGGAAUGUGACUUAUCUAGUAUCUACCCACAUAAUGAUGGAUACUCAAAUUACUUUGGUGCAGCGCUCAAAUCGUUUUUUCUUUGAGAGAAAUUAUAGCCGUAUAAUUGAAUUUACAUCAAUGUGUUGACCUAUGUUGGAUAAUAUUUGCAAUUUAAAUGGAGAGGAAGAUGUUUAUUCACAUGAGCUUCUGAAUGCUUCUGGACAGUAUUGCCUGUUGAUUGAGUAUGUUAUUCAGUUUCCCAGUCUCUAAGAGCAGCACACAUAUAGGCUCACCCCAUAUUACUUCAACAAGCAGAUUUUGAAAAACUCAAACACAGCCAGUGCCCAGAUGAUGUGGUUUGCUGAAGGCCAGUUUGAUCUGGUAAUGUUGAAGCAGGAUCAAAGUUGACUCUAAAAUAAACUAACCUGUCCUUGUUAUUGGGAGACAUUUUAUUGGGGAGUCUGAAAGGAUUCAAAUGAAACAGCACAGUGAUAUAAGAGACAGAUUUCUACUCCGAUUUUCAGUGUGUCACUCACUGUUAUUUGAUUUGUGAACAUUGGAAUUUUCUCCUGUUUGUGCCAAGCAAACAAGCAAGAAAAGAGAAUUUAUAAUACAAGCAUAAAGUCUCCCAGUAAAUGAAUUCCCUUUGCCUCCGUCUUUCUCCUCAACUCCCCCAGAAAACACACCCUGUCAACAGCACCCGUAAAUAAUAUUCUAUAAAAGUGGCCUCUCGGCUCCACAUGGAUGGAUCAUUGGAACAGUUCAUAUUUAUCCAAUGAUUCUAUUCCUUUUGGUGAUAAAUCUUACUGCAGGCAGGCGCUAAAUUAUAGAUCCACUUGUUAAGAUUUUCUUUGAGGCUGAUGUUCUCCUUUUGCAGAAUCUUUCUAUUCCUGUAACAAAUGAAUAUUUGCAAGUGGCAUGUCACCUACUGAAAUGUAUGUAUGAUGUAUUGAGGGAUAUGGACCAGCUGAAUCACACAAACCUUGUACACACACCACGUUUAUUUUUACCAACACUUUCAUUAUGCUGUGAAAGGUAACAGGUGACUAAGCAAUAAUAGUUGAAUGUCUUACUCAUUAGUUUGCACAAGGUGGUUUGGAAGUUUGCUGAAAAAUAGCAACACAAAAUAAAUGCACACAUGCUCGAGGCUGCUCUCUGAAAUGUGCGAGAAACAAUUAAUUUGAGCAUUAAAAUUCCAUUUUCUGAAAGAAAGCUGUGAAAUACUUUGCUUCAGCUUCCAUGUCUGAACGACCUUUAUCUCAUAAUAGUAAUUAUUAAUUCUGAAUGAGAGCAUGUGCUUAGAUACAAAUUAUUAUAGAUGCUGAUUAUUUCCUUCUUUACAGUGAAAUCUUGACUGUAAAAAAACACACCAAAGUGCAGACUCUUCCCUGCUAUUCAGAAGGAUCAGAUAAUCCCUUAUACAGAACGAAUUAAACUCACUCGUAUCUUAUUUUUCCUCUGCUCAUAGAGCAGUACAUUACAGUGUGUUUUAGAGAUCAAUGCGGUUAAAAUAGAACAUAUAGAUUUUAAAUAGGGACACAAAGUCUGUAUACAUUUUAACGUUUGUUUAUAUAUUUUGUCUUUCCAUGGCUCAAUCCACAUGUAGCCACAUACACACAAUGUUUACGCUGCCAAAUUGAGCACUUCUGUGUAAACACGAUUUUUGUCAGAUGUGGGUUGAAAAUGUUUUUAUAUGCAAAUUUUCUACGUUUUAUAUACACAUAUAUAAAUCUGUCUAUAUUUGCGAAUACACACAGACAGAAUCGUGUGUAUGUGUGUGUGAGAGAGAGAGAAUAAAUAAUAUGAUUAUCAUUGAGACUUACCCUGUGGUGUGUACUGAUUUGGGAAUAAGAUGAGGUUGUGCAGUGUAUUACAUAUUUUUACAAAAUGGUGUAUUAGGUUUUCUUUUGCUGUAAAACAGAAGGUUCUUCCUGAAUUGUUCUCUGUACAUGACAGUGUGUUGUUUUAUUUUUCAAUACAACAAAUAAAUAGACUUUAUUUAUGAUUACAGUCAACAGCUUUUAAAUUCUCCAUCAUAAAUUAUAUUUUACACAACACAAUCUUACUAUAAAUACAUGUAAGUACUGUAAUUAUGCAACCUGACCUGAGCCUAUAUGUUCAUUUUAAGUACAAUAAAGUAUGAUAUUAUUAUCUGGAAUAUUGUUAAGCAGAAUUAUAAUAUAUAUAAGUAGAAGUAAAUUAUAAAAUUAUACAGUUACACACUUGAGUGUCUGUACUUCAGCGCAUUUUAUAAUGAAUUAAUUGACGUAAUUUUUCCUUCAUCUCAUACGUCAUGUUUUUUUAAUCGAAUGAACUGAAUAAUUUGUAUUACUUUUAGUUUUUUGACUUUAAAUUUGUUUGUAAUAAGCAAUUUUUUUGUUGUUUAACAGUCGCUUGUUGCAGGUGCCAACAAAUGAUAGGAAGUGAACUUGUAGCGUGCACAGACUGGCUGUUGAUGUUUAGUUAAACGAUGAUAAACACUCCUGUUACACCUUUU